GAGAAUAAUAUUUCUCAUUUUAAAAGUAUUAUAAGGAUUAAAAUAAUUAACGCUAUUUUCAUACUCAGAUAUUUUUUCUCCCAGUUUUUUUAUGUUCCAGGUAACCUUUACCUACUGCGCAAAUUUAUUUAUAUUCUUUUCACAUUGAGGUUGUGUCUAAACAAAAAAUGUAAACAUUUAAUUUUAAGCGGUCGAUAUUGCGCUUAUUUUAAAUUAUUUUGUAGUAUUUACCCUGUUUUUUUGAUAAUUUCACGUCUUUCAAUUUCCGCGCAAAAAAUAGUUUUAUUAUUUUUUCAAAUCCAUUGGGAAUUAUUAAUCCAAUGUGAAUAAUAAUGGAUUUUCUGCUUAACUAAUAAUAUUCCCCUUUUGUUGUUGUUUAAUUUAGUGCGCGACAUUUUUAAUAUUUUAAACCUCAUUUUUUAAUUGUGCGUAUUCAAUAUAGUGUGUACGGACAAAAACGAUUGAAAAGGGGGAACAUAUUUAAUAAUCGAAAAAAAGGCAACGGAAAUAACAAUUUUUAAUGGGCAAAAUAUUAAAUAAUAUCGAGAGGAUUUACGUAAAAUAUCUCAUUGUACUAUUAAAAAUGUGUACUAAUAUAUAGAUAUUUUUAAAGAGAAGUAUAAUAAAUGUAUCAAGACUGAUUGAUACGAUGAAAAAAUAAUAAUAGGGGUUUUUAUUUAAUGAACUUGACCUCCACGUUUUUAUAAGCCAUUUACCUAACUUCGAUUUUAAUCAUUCCAUUAUUAAUAGUAAAUACGAUAUUAAAUUGAUACUUAUUUUUGCUGCUCAUCUAAAACGGUGCUAAAAUGGGUUCACUUUAUCGGAGCGAGGAGAUGCGCUUUUGUCAAAUGAUUGUGGAAAGGGAUGCUGCUUUUGCCUGCGUUGCAGAACUCGGCAAAAAGCCGUAUGUUCAAUUUAAAGAUUUAAACGCGGAAGUCAAUUCUUUUCAAAGAAUGUUUGCCAAGGAUAUACGUCGCUUUGACGAAAUGGAACGAAAAUUGAGGUUUUUGGAGGCGCAAAUUCGAAAAGACAAUAACACAAUACUUGGAAGUGUUGAAAGUCGAGACCCAAUUGAGGUCAUGCCGCAUCAUGAGAUUAAUCAACUUGAGCAAACAUUAGUUGAUUUGGAACGCGAUGUAAUUCACAUGAAUAACAGUGACCAACAAUUGAAGCGAAAUUAUUUGGAGCUUAAAGAAUGGCAGCAUGUAUUAGAGAAGGCGGACCAAUUCUUUGAAGGGGGAAUUAGUGAUGCCGCAGUGCAUGAGAUCGAACAGCAAAGUGCCGCUGCUGAAAGCGAAGCUGGUAUUGCUCUGCACUCUGCCGAGAAGGAACCUACUGGUUAUGUAGUUGGGGUCAUUCUAACAGAAAAAGUUAAUGCAUUUGAGCGAAUUCUUUGGAGAGUAUGUCGACGUACGGCUUUUGUUCGUCACAUUGAAAUUGAAGAGCAUCUGGAGCAUCCAGAAACGGGCGAACCAAUUAAAGAAUCUGUAUUCAUCAUCUUUUAUAACGGAGAACGACUUCGAUCAAUCAUAGACAAGGUUUGCGAAGGAUUUAAAGCUAGGCAGUACAAUCAAUGCCCACGAACAAGUCCCGACCGAAAGACUGCGCUACAACAAGUUCAAGCGAGUCUUAACGACAUGCAAAUGGUUAUGUCUCAAACAAGAGAGCAUCGAAUGAAAGUUUUGAAUGCGGUAGCAGCGAAUCAUCGUAACUGGCUUAAACAAGUUAGAGUCCACAAAUCAAUUUAUUCCACCCUUAACAACUUUACUUUUGAUGGAAUUGGCAAAUUUUUUGUCGCAGAAUGUUGGGUUCCGCUUGAUGAUGUGCAAGCCGUUCGUGAAGCAUUGGAAACUGGAGUGAGUAAGCAUGGAAGCACUGUGAAACCUGUAUUAAAUGUUGUGCAUACCAGUGAAAUGCCACCUACUUAUAACCGUACAAACAAAUUUACUGCAGUCUUCCAAGGAAUUGUUGAUUCUUAUGGAGUUGCUUCCUAUUUGGAAUUGAACCCUGCUCCUUAUACUAUAAUUACAUUUCCAUUCAUCUUCUCAUGCAUGUUUGGUGAUUUGGGACACGGAAUUUUGAUGUUUCUUUGUGGUUUGUAUUUGGUUGUUAGAGAGCGCAAUCUAGAGGCUAGGCAAAUAAAAGAUGAGAUUUUCAACAUGUUCUUUGGCGGGCGAUAUAUUAUUUUGUUGAUGGGUCUUUUCUCAAUGCAUGCUGGUCUCGUCUACAACGAUGCUUUUGCAAAAUCAUUUUCUAUUUUUGGAAGUGCCUGGAAAAAUCCUUAUCCUUCAGAGCAAAUUGGAAAAUGGCUGAACCAUUCAGAACAUGGGAAGGAGAUGUUGGUAGAGUUGCCCUCAGAAUUUGCUUUUAUGAAACAAUCAGGCCCUUAUGCGUGUCAUCCUUGGAAUUGCUCAAAUGACAUUCGGUGUAUGUCUUUCGUAUCAAAACUACAAAUACUUCAAUUCAUCGGUAUCUACUUCAUGCAAUUUAUUAUGUCGGGAGUCGGGAGUUCCCGACAAAUGGUUUGGAGAGGAGGAGGAAGAGUCGUGGCACCAGCUAGUGUAUAG
Meloidogyne enterolobii is the source of this 2567-nucleotide messenger RNA. Lineage: Eukaryota; Metazoa; Nematoda; Chromadorea; Rhabditida; Meloidogynidae. The record is from the annotation of a GenBank genome assembly.